CUGGUGUCUUACCUCGUUGCUGUGUCUUGUAUCUUCAGAGCGACCUCGGACAGUUCGAGGGAAAAGUCAAUGGUCGGUAUCCAUUCCCCUGAAGAACUGCUGAUGCCGCUGGAUGAUAUAGUCAACUCUGCCCGAGCACUUGCACAAAGCCAGCGGAAAAUUAAUGAUCCAGCCCAGGAGACCCAGUACAUUCACAUCGAGGGUACUAAGCAUAUGUUCUCCAUCUUCCAGCUCAGCGACACUCCGUGCAGGCGCGUGGUUGCCAUGGCGGCUUGUGAGUGUGUUCGACCAGUCCUCGACAUGAAGUUCAUCUCUCCCGCGCUUUCCGAACACCUUGAGGAGGUACGGCAGGUAGUGGGCACCGCCUAUCUCAGCACGGGCCCUCCCAGGUAA
Molecule: messenger RNA, 393 nt
Organism: Sphaeroforma arctica JP610
Lineage: Eukaryota; Ichthyosporea; Ichthyophonida
Exons: 3
Source: RefSeq, a predicted model, not a curated record